CCUGUGGUGGAUGUUCAGCUUUUCUGUAAGUCUUUUGUUCAUUCAGAGCGACAUGCACAGUUAUAUUCAUGCUUGACUGGAGACAGCACCACCAGCAGCUUUUCUUCAGAGAGACAGAGGGAGAGUGAGAGAGUGUCGGAGGAAGAGAGGGAUGUACUCCUUAAUAGUUCCACUAAGGGAGUUUUGGGGCUGUUAGAUGCUUCUAUUCCACUGAAUAAUGUUUGAGAUUGCUCUGCUCUCUGCGGAACAAGGCUUUCAGCGGUUUUGGCAUUUCAGUUCAAGGCAUUUGUUUGGGCUAAAGGCAGGAUUUUUUUAUGUUCCAGGCGGUUACCAGGGCAGCGGUAGAGAAGGGUAUUUAAUUCUGAAUGUGUGAGUCCGUGUGAGGGUCGCCAUGGAUGUGAAAUCUGAGAGCUGGCAACGGCCACCUAAGCUCAGGCAGGAUGGCACCUCUCACCUGCGCAGGACCCCAGAGUGGAGGAGAUCUGGAGAUGAGAGCUACUGGGAGGGCCAGGUGGCACAGGCAGAUAGGCCUCCUCGUGCAGCUCGUCCACAGAGCUGUAUCGAAGGCAGGCUGAUGGAUGACUGGCUUCAAACUCUUGAGAUGCUACAGGCUCACCCUGUUCAACAGCAGGUCCCCGCAUUUGUCGACAGAACUGCAUCGAUGCCUGUUCUUCCAAGCAAGAUGAUCACUGGAUCCCUAAACUACUCAAGUUAUCCAUACUUCCAGAAAAGGGAGUGGACCCCCAGUAUGAGCCCCAGCCCUGGAGACAGCUCUCUGGACAGUCUGGACUCACUGGACUCUCAGUCUGGACUAGAUACCCAACAUAAGGCUCAAAUUAAGAUGGCACCCAGUGCUCAGAAGGCCAAACUGUGCCGCCUCGCUCCGGUCAGGAUCGGCUGGCUUCCCCUACAGAGACACGUUGUAAUGACGAGCAGCCCGAACACUGCCCAUCACCAUGGUAACACCAGUCAGGUGAAACUGAAGCCUCCCAUCACGCCUGUAUUAAGCAGCAGUUCUGUCAAAGCACCUGGAUCAGAAUCAGGAGACAGGCCAGCUGAGUGGAGAGGAGUUGGAGUAUCUUCUGGAGUCCAGCGGCCUUGGAGGAUCCCUGAACACAGCUCUACACAGGCCGCUGGUUCAGGGAACCGCGCUCCAGUGGAAAGAGACCACGAAGUGGCGCAUGACCCUGCCAGCAGGGGGCAGAUGCCUCGCUCUCAGAACAGUGAGCUUCAACCCAACAGCCUUAUGUGGACGACUCCAGUGCGGAGAAGAGGGAGCGUUCCACAGUCGUCUUCCUUCACUGAUGGCAGUCCUCCUCCCAAACACAGCAGCUCCAUAUCUUCCAUCACUAUUACCUCCAGGAAGGUCGUUCGAUCCUCCAGCCUGCCAGACACGAGCAUUCCUCCUCAGGCUGGAGGGAGGGCACCGAGCCCGAUGGCCAUAAACAGCCACCAGACAGACCUUGCAAAGUACCCACACAGCCAAUACUCAAGACAGGUCACUCCACGGAGAAAAGCUGUGGUGGUCAAAGUUACAGAGCAGAGAGCAGAAAGCAGUAGAGUCCUCCAGGCUUGUGAUAAAGACAACCCUGUCGAUACUUUCCCCUGUCAUCAAACUCCUGGAGAAGGCUCAUCAUCCUCUAAACUUCCCAAGCGAAGGAGCCCUUCCCCUGCUAUCUCUAACCUGACCAGCGUAGAGAACCAUACCACGCCGGCCCACGUAAGUGUACCUGCCAGAGAUAACUUCCCACCAGGCAUUUCUAGUGUGGCCAGCAGAGAUUCCUCAGUUCCCUCCACCCUGACCACUCCAGAAACCUAUCAGCCAGUGGUGCUCAGGAGAAAAGCCACCAUUGUGAAGGUGGAGCACAGAGAGAGCUACAGGAGUGAGGCCAAGGGGAGAGUGGAACAUAGGCACAGCUACACCGAAGGCUUCAGAGCCACCCGAUCUGUAACAUUCACAAGCACUCCAUCAUAUGCUAACACUGAACCAUUGCUAACUAAUGAACCCAGUCUUGCUGAAUCUGCACAGGCAGGGAAGAGUAAUGAGAAGGUAAAAGAACUCCAUAGAUCUACACUAUCCUUUCAGCUGAGUAGCCCAUCCUCCAAUGGACCACCCCUGGAUAACUCACACAGCCCUGUGGGUCACAGACCCCGCAGGCCUGCUAGCUGUUACGCUAGUAUGUUUAUCCCUCCUGAGCCAAGUGCCAAUGAUUCUAAAGAUCCUGGAUUUCAGAGCACGAGUUCUGCACUUCCCCAAAAGACAAAUAUUGACCCUGGGAGCUCCACUGGCAGCAGCUCAAACAGGCGCUGGAGCACCGGCGGAGGGGCAUGGAGCCGUGACGAGAUUUACCCAGGGAGAGGCAGCUCUGCUGGGGAUGUAGGGCAAUGGCAGAGAGAGUCUGCUCUCCUGGGGAACCAGCAACCUUUAACUCUUAUCAAAGUGCCAGAAAGCUCAGCUGAUGCCACCCGUAAUGCUGUAGUGGCUCUGAACGCAGCUGCAGUUAUAGCCAAUAUAAAGUGGCAGAGCCAGCAGAGAAAGAGAGCGCAGUCCCACAGCAGCACCAAGGGAGACAUAGACCCAUUAUCUCAGCGCAAAACUGCAGAGCGAGAUGGAGGUGAUAAAGUGUGUAAUGGUGAGCAGGGUCCAGAAGUGGACCUCUCUGUGGAGAGUAAGACAGCAGCGUGUGUGAAGCACUGGCACGCAGAGUUUGUCCCGUUGCAGACCACAGACAAGUCUCCAUCAAACACAGACACACUCAGUAAGGCUCUAGAGCAGCGACGGCCAGACUUCAUCAGACACUCACAGGCCAGAGUUCAGGCUCUGCAGAAACGAGCGCGAGAGAGGCGACAACUACACUCACACACACCAACACAAACAACUAUGCAGAGACAGAGAGAUAACAUUUUCAAAUCCCAGGACAGAAGCAUCUCAGGGAAAAAACAACAGCAACAGCAGUUCAGACAGAAUUACAGCCACCUGCCGGAAGUGAAGAGGAGGAAAGAGGAGGAGAGGAGAAAGUUAGCAUCUCAGACCAACAGAUUGAGGGCCGAGCUCUUUAAAAAGAAAAUUCUGGAGCAGGUUCUUCACAGAGGAAAAGACUGAAGCAUGAGUGAGAGGGUGAUGAUCCCUUCUUUCUACUGUCUGUCCAUCCUGUACCAGCCCAGUGAAGCGCUGCCAAAACUCGUCCUCUCUCAGUGCAUCAGACAGUGAACAAU
Molecule: messenger RNA, 3216 nt
Organism: Colossoma macropomum (tambaqui)
Lineage: Eukaryota; Metazoa; Chordata; Actinopteri; Characiformes; Serrasalmidae
Gene: cunh10orf90
Product: chromosome unknown C10orf90 homolog
Exons: 11
Coding region: 392-3103 (903 amino acids)
Biological process (GO): regulation of centriole replication
Cellular component (GO): centrosome; centriole; cytosol
Source: RefSeq, a predicted model, not a curated record